GCGAUGGCCGGCGGGGAGCAGCGCGCGCCCGGCGGCGCCGAGCGGGUGGCGCUGAAGAAGGAGAUCGGGCUGGUGAGCGCCUGUGCCAUCAUCAUCGGCAAUAUCAUUGGUUCUGGGAUCUUUAUUUCACCGAAGGGAGUUUUGGAGCACGCCGGCUCGGUGGGACUGGCUCUCGUUAUUUGGGUGCUUGGUGGUGGUGUGGCUGCCCUGGGCUCGCUGUGCUACGCUGAACUGGGAGUCACCAUCCCCAAGUCAGGAGGGGAUUAUUCCUAUGUCACAGAGAUUUUUGGUGGGUUAGCUGGGUUUCUGCUGCUGUGGAGCGCAGUGCUUAUCAUGUACCCAACUAGUCUGGCUGUCAUUGCCCUGACCUUCUCAAACUACGUCCUGCAGCCCAUCUUCCCCGACUGUAUCCCCCCCUAUAAUGCCUCUAGGAUCCUCUCCAUGGUGUGUUUACUCCUCCUGACCUGGGUGAACAGCUCCAGUGUGCGAUGGGCAACGCGCAUUCAGGAUAUAUUUACGGCAGGAAAACUCUUAGCCCUGACUCUUAUCAUUAUUGUGGGCUUCAUGCAGAUCUUUAAAGGAAACUACAAAGAGCUGACCCCAAGCAGUGCGUUCAGAUUUUGGAUGACUCCAUCCGUGGGGCAUUUAGCAUUAGCUUUUCUUCAAGGGUCCUUUGCAUUCAGCGGCUGGAACUUCUUGAACUAUGUAACAGAAGAGCUGGUUGAUCCCCGCAGGAACCUACCUCGUGCCAUAUUCAUAUCCAUCCCAUUGGUGACAUUUGUGUAUACGUUCACCAACAUUGCAUAUUUCACUGCCAUGUCACCCCAAGAGCUCUUGUCCUCCAACGCUGUGGCGGUAACAUUUGGUGAAAAGUUACUGGGCUAUUUUUCCUGGGUUAUGCCAGUCUCAGUGGCCCUAUCUACAUUUGGAGGAAUAAAUGGAUACCUUUUUACCUCAUCAAGGUUAUGUUUCUCCGGUGCUCGAGAAGGCCAUUUGCCAAGUUUGCUGGCCAUGAUCCACGUCGAGCACUGCACACCCAUCCCUGCCCUUCUCGUCUGUUGUUUGGCCACACUUAUCAUCAUGCUUGUUGGAGACACAUACACGCUAAUCAACUACGUGUCAUUUAUUAACUACCUCUGCUAUGGAGUGACAAUUAUAGGCCUGAUUGUUUUACGCUGGAAGAAACCCAAAAUCUUCAGACCUAUCAAGGUGAACCUCCUCAUCCCCAUCACUUACCUGGCGUUUUGGGCAUUUCUGCUGAUCUUCAGCUUAUACUCUGAGCCGAUCGUCUGUGGGGUUGGACUAAUUAUCAUUUUUACUGGAGUGCCAGUGUUCUUCCUUGGAGUCUACUGGAGAAAUAAACCAAAGUGUGUAAAUAGGCUAAUAGAGUCCAUGACAUGCUGGGGGCAGAAGCUGUGUUUUGUGGUGUACCCUCAGUGUGGAAGUGCCGAGGAGGAGGCCUCCUCAGCCCACUCCUGGUGGCUGGCGAACGAGACAGCAGUGAGGAAAUAACAGCGUGGCCUUUCCGGCUGAAGUAGCUUCUUGUUUACAUGCUGAUUUUUGAAAAAAGUUUUUCUGGAAAAAAAAUAAAUUGUUUUAGAGCACCAAUAGUGAAGCCCAUUAAGUGAG
Messenger RNA from Hirundo rustica (Barn swallow), 1629 nucleotides. It is a transcript of the gene SLC7A10, whose product is annotated as solute carrier family 7 member 10. Gene Ontology annotation, biological process: D-serine transmembrane transport; amino acid transmembrane transport; D-alanine transmembrane transport. Gene Ontology annotation, molecular function: L-amino acid transmembrane transporter activity; neutral L-amino acid transmembrane transporter activity. Gene Ontology annotation, cellular component: membrane. NCBI's taxonomy places the organism in Eukaryota, Metazoa, Chordata, Aves, Passeriformes, Hirundinidae. The coding region runs from base 4 to 1512 and encodes 502 amino acids. The record is from RefSeq and is a predicted model, not a curated record. The transcript is spliced from 11 exons.